Molecule: messenger RNA, 375 nt
Organism: Pieris macdunnoughi
Lineage: Eukaryota; Metazoa; Arthropoda; Insecta; Lepidoptera; Pieridae
Source: the annotation of a GenBank genome assembly
AUGAUACCUCCGGCGGACUUUGUGAAUCAAGGUGUCCUAGGAAGUCCCCAGGAUGGGAUCCGAACCCCUACUGGCAGUCAAAUGCUAAGCAACCCCAUCCUCAACUUGAACAACACCGGCAGAACCAACUUCACCAACAAACAGCUAACAGAACUGGAAAAGGAAUUCCACUUCAACAAAUACCUCACGCGAGCGAGAAGGAUAGAAAUAGCCUCCGCUCUACAACUGAAUGAGACGCAAGUCAAGAUCUGGUUUCAGAAUCGACGAAUGAAACAAAAGAAGCGGAUCAAAGAAGGUCUAAUAGUCGCUCCUGAAGUUACACCUUCCACCUCACACGGCAUUGGCUCUAAUGAAAACAGCCGAGAAUCGAGCUAG